Molecule: messenger RNA, 1410 nt
Organism: Neomonachus schauinslandi (Hawaiian monk seal)
Lineage: Eukaryota; Metazoa; Chordata; Mammalia; Carnivora; Phocidae
Gene: FAM222A
Product: family with sequence similarity 222 member A
Exons: 2
Coding region: 1-1359 (452 amino acids)
Source: RefSeq, a predicted model, not a curated record
AUGCUGGCCUGUCUCCAGAGGACCCAGAACCCACCGGGCCAACACCUGGCCUGCCCGAGCAAGAGCCUGGAGCUCCGAAAGUGCGAGACGGCGGCCAGCUCCAUGCAUUCGUCCCGCUACCCGAGCCCGGCCGAGCUGGACGCCUACGCCGAGAAGGUGGCCAACAGCCCGCUGUCCAUCAAGAUCUUCCCCACCAACAUCCGGGUGCCGCAGCACAAGCACCUCGGCCGCACCGUCAACGGCUAUGACAUGAGCGGCCAGCGCUACAGCCCAUACCCGCAGCACGCCGCCGGCUACCAGGGCCUGCUGGCCAUCGUCAAGGCCGCCGUCUCCUCCUCGGGCCCCGCCGCAGCCGCCGGGCCCGCCAAAAGCGUGCUCAAGAGCGCCGAGGGCAAGCGGACCAAGCUGUCGCCGGCCGCCGUGCAGGUGGGCAUCGCGCCCUACCCGGCGCCCAGCACUCUGGGGCCCCUGGCCUACCCCAAGCCCCCCGAGGUGCCCGCCCCGCCGCCCGGCCUGCCCGCGGCCGCCGCCACCGCCGCCUCCGUCAUCCCCCUGCCCGGCCGCGGCCUGCCCCUGCCGCCUUCCAACCUGCCCUCCAUCCACAGCAUCCUCUACCAGCUCAACCAGCAGUGCCAGGCUCCGGGCGCCGCGCCCGCCGCCUGCCAGGCCGUAGCCGGUCCCCGCCCCAGCCCGGCCAAGCACGGCCCCGUGCCCGGCUUCCCCGGCAUGGCCUACUCGGCCGCUGCCGGCCUGCCCGACUGCAGGAAGGGUGCCGAGCUGGGCCAGGGGAGCACGGCGGCCUUGACGUUGGCUGGAGCCACCAAGCCUGCAGGGUACGCGGACGGGGGCCUGGAUUACCUGCUGUGGCCGCAGAAGCCGCCCCCACCGCCACCCCAGCCGCUGCGGGCCUACAGUGGCGGCACGGUGGCCAGCAAGUCCCCCGAGGCGUGCGGGGGGCGGGUGUAUGAGCGGGCCGGCGGGUCGCCCCUCAACUGCGGCAUGGGGCUGCCCACCGGCUUCACCGUGGGCCAGUACUUCGCCGCCCCCUGGAACAGCGUGCUGGUGACCCCCACCAGCGACUGCUACAACCCGGCGGCGGCGGCAAUCACCGAGCUGGGGCCGGGGGCGGCCCGGGAGCUGGUGGGGCCCCCCGUGGAGGCCCUCUCGGGCCUGCCCAGCAAGAGCGUGUGCAACACGGCAGUGCUGAGCAGCAGCCUGCAGUCGCUGGAGUAUCUCAUCAAUGACAUCCGGCCGCCCUGCAUCAAGGAGCAGAUGCUGGGCAAGGGCUAUGAGACAGUGGCCGUGCCCCGGCUGCUCGACCACCAGCACGCCCACAUCCGCCUGCCCGUCUACAGAUAAGGCCUGCGCGGCGGCCGCACGGACAGACGGACAGGGUGCCGGGCGGGGAGG